AAAGGGGGAAGUAGACUUUGUCAGCAGCAAGCACGCUCAAGGACUCGGUCACUCCUCCUCCUCCCCUCGGCCCCUGGAAUCUCCGUGUGUCUUUGAAAACAAAGUCAACCAAGUUGGUGACAAGGAAAGCCGGGACCUGGUCGUCGUCAGCGCGUCAAUGCGCCUCUCUUAGCCCGUUAGCUUAGCGGCGCCCGCGUCCUCCACGUCCGAUUUCCCUUCGGGACCUCACCUUCCCUUCCCGUCCAGCAUCACAACAACCGAAGGGAACCAAAUCGCUCUGCAAAGGAGCCGCUUUGUUGCUAGCAUAACACUCGGAGAAGCAGGGGCAAUCUCGAGUGCAGCUAAACUAGCGCCUUCGCUGGGAUCGAUUGUGUUGCUUGUUAGCGUCCAACGCAUCACCCGAACAUGAUUCCCGACAAGGCGCCCGAGGACGACGUCUUUCACGGGGCUGAGGAGAUGCGGAGGGGGGCUCACGUGCCCACCUUUGACAAGUAUAAAGAAAUGUACACGCAGUCCAUCGAGGACCCUGACAAGUUCUGGGGGGACGUGGCCAAGGACUUCUUCUGGAAGAGCAAACACACGGGCCGCUUCCUGGACUACAACUUUGACGUGACCAAAGGAGAGAUCUUCAUCAAGUGCAUGGAGGGCGCGUCCACCAACAUCUGCUACAACGUGCUCGACCGAAACGUUCACGACAGGAAGCUGGGUGACAAAGUGGCCUUCUACUGGGAGGGCAACGAGCCUGGCGAUGAGCUGACGGUGACGUACAGAGAGCUGCUGAACUGCGUGUGUCGCUUUGCCAACGUCCUGAGGUCACAGGGCGUGACGAAAGGGGACCGUGUAGCCAUUUACAUGCCCAUGGUGGUGGAGCUGGUGGUGGCCAUGUUGGCCUGCGCUCGCAUCGGAGCCGUUCACUCCAUCGUGUUUGCAGGUUUCUCUGCCGAGUCGCUGUGCGACAGGAUUGUGGACUCUCAGUGUUCACUGCUCGUCACUGCGGAUGGUUUCUACCGAGGGGAUAAGCUGAUCAACCUGAAACUCAUCGCGGAUGAAGCCCUGCAGAAAUGCACAGACAAGGGAUUCUCACUCGGUCGGUGUAUCGUACUGAAACAUUUAUCCAAGGAAGCGCAAGAGACUUCCCUCAGCUCUCCUCCCGCCAAACGACCGUGUCCUGACCUGCAGGAGACAGAAACAGGCAGAGUAAGAAAAACCCGUCCUGUUCCGCAGGUGCCGUGGAACCCGGAAGUGGACAAGUGUUGGCAUACUCUGAUGGGCGACGUGUCAGACGAGUGUGAACCGGAGUGGUGCGCGUCCGAAGAUCCCCUCUUCAUCCUCUACACCAGCGGCUCCACCGGCAAGCCCAAGGGCGUCCUCCACACCGUCAGCGGCUACAUGCUCUAUACCGCCGCCACCUUCAAGCUGGUGUUUGACCACCGGCCCGACGACGUCUACUGGUGCACGGCCGACAUCGGCUGGAUCACCGGACACUCGUACAUCACCUACGGGCCGCUGGCUAAUGGCGCCACCAGCGUCUUGUUUGAGGGUCUUCCCACAUACCCGGAUGUGAGCCGCAUGUGGGAGAUUGUAGACAAGUACCACGUUAGCAAGUUCUACACGGCGCCCACCGCCAUCAGGCUGUUGAUGAAGUACGGCAGCGAGCCGGUGCACAAGUACAAGCGAGACUCUCUGAAGGUUCUGGGCACGGUCGGAGAGCCCAUCAACCCCGAGGCCUGGCAGUGGUACUUCACGGUGGUGGGAGACGGCAGAUGUCCCAUCGUCGACACGUUCUGGCAGACGGAGACAGGCGGACACGUGAUGACGCCUCUGCCGGCUGCUACGCCCAUGAAGCCAGGCUCUGCUACAUUUCCCUUCUUCGGAGUCGUGCCAGCCAUCUUGAACGAGUCGGGCGAGGAGUUGGAGGGCACGAGUGAAGGUUACCUGGUGUUCAAGCAGCCGUGGCCCGGCGUGAUGAGAACGGUGUACGGAAACCACGGCAGGUUCGAAAGCACCUACUUCAAGAAGUUCCCGGGAUACUACGUGACCGGAGAUGGUUGCCGUAGAGACAAGGACGGAUAUUACUGGAUCACCGGGAGGAUAGAUGACAUGCUCAACGUCUCAGGUCACUUGCUGAGCACAGCAGAGGUGGAGUCGGCAUUAGUGGGGCACGAGGCUGUCGCCGAGGCCGCCGUGGUGGGCCGGCCUCAUCCCGUCAAAGGAGAAAGUCUCUACUGCUUUGUGACGCUACGCGAUGGCGCCGCAUUCAAUCACACACUGGAAGCCCAGCUCAAAAAACAAGUGCGUGAGAAGAUCGGCGCCAUCGCAACACCUGACUUCAUUCAGGACGCUCCAGCGCUCCCCAAAACCAGAUCAGGCAAGAUCAUGCGGCGCGUGCUGCGCAAGAUCGCCAGUGGCGAGCGGGACCUGGGCGACAUCUCCACGCUGGCCGACUCGUCGGUGGUGGAGCAGCUUUUCCACAACAGGUGCUGCACGGCCGUGUGACAACAUCCCGGCGCUCCCCGUCCACGGACCCGCUCGUCAUGUCGUCAUCUGCCAACAAAUGAUAAUAAUAGGAUUGGUAUGUGUGUGUUUGUGUGUGUGAAGAAUAAAUCCAUUUAUUUUCACUACUUUUUCACACACACACACACACACACAUUUAUUAAUAAUAAUUAUUCAAAUGACUUCCUGUCCUCCAAUUAGCCUUUAAUUUGUGUUGUAAGUUUUUCUUUAAGAUGCUUUGAAGUAUGUCUGCUCUUUGUAUUCAUUUGUUUUGUCUGUGUUGGGUUUUUAAACGAAGACGUUUUGGAUUAAAAACAUGAAUUUGGUGCCCA
Phyllopteryx taeniolatus (common seadragon) is the source of this 2825-nucleotide messenger RNA. It is a transcript of the gene acss2, whose product is annotated as acyl-CoA synthetase short chain family member 2. Gene Ontology annotation, molecular function: acetyl-CoA synthetase activity; AMP binding. NCBI's taxonomy places the organism in Eukaryota, Metazoa, Chordata, Actinopteri, Syngnathiformes, Syngnathidae. The coding region runs from base 406 to 2496 and encodes 696 amino acids. The record is from RefSeq and is a predicted model, not a curated record. Gene Ontology annotation, cellular component: cytoplasm. The transcript is spliced from 19 exons.